Molecule: messenger RNA, 3327 nt
Organism: Carica papaya (papaya)
Lineage: Eukaryota; Viridiplantae; Streptophyta; Magnoliopsida; Brassicales; Caricaceae
Gene: GTL1
Product: GT-2-like 1
Source: RefSeq, a predicted model, not a curated record
CCUGACAACACAGCAUCUCCUUUGUUUUGUAUUUCUUCUUCUUCUUCUUCUUCUUCUUCUUCUCUCUCUUAAUCAUCAUCAUCCUCAUAAUCGUCAUCUCCAUUAGUUUAUCUCUUUCUCUCUCUACAUUUAUCAUCUCUCUCUCUCUUUUGCUCUGUCAAUUUGCACUGCACUGCGCUGCGCUGCAGCUUAGCUGAUGACGAUGAUGAUUAUGCCCUCUUCAUCCUCCCCACCUUCUCUUUCUCCUUUACUGCUACUUUCUUUCCAUUUUCUCCCCCAUAAUUUCCUUUUCCGAGAAUAAUUUAGUAAAAAAGUCGGGAAUAAAAAUCUUAAAUCUCAUACCGCCAGCACUAACUCGUAGGAACAAUACUUUUGCAGCUGCCUCCUUUGAAUUAUCCAGUUGUCUUGUCGAUCUGGGUUUUUCCUAUUUUCACCCGGUUUGCCUCUUUUCAAAUUUCAAAUCUGCGAAUAAAUCCCUCUAUUCAAAUUGUUGCAAAAUCCAACCAAAGGCUUCUGUGUUUGUCUCGUAAGAGUUUAAGUUCGAUUGGCAUGAGGUUGAAGAUGAUGUAGAUGGAGAUCCCUCUUCAUGGAUAUAUGCCGCUGUUAGCUCUGUGAAUAAUCCAUUCGUGAGAGAUGCAGCCAUGAGCAGCGGCGGAAAGAGGAGGAGGAGGAAGAGGAGAGAAGAACUACAACUACACUACAACCCCAAUCGCAAUCAGAGAAGAAUCCGAAUUAUCAGAAUCGUGUUAUUGCUUCACUGAUAACUCCACAUGUUGCAUGUUGGCAGCGACCAGUCGCCGCAGCAGCAGCAGAUAGUCGAAGCUGCCUCGCCGAUAAGCAGUCGGCCUCCGGCCACCGCCGCUGCCGGGAGUUUAGAUGAGCUGAUGCGGUUAUCGGCGGAGGAAGAUGCGGCACUUGCGGCAGCCGGAUAGGAAGCAGACCGUGGAGGAGGAAGCGGCGGUGCCGGUGGUAUCAGCGGAAACCGAUGGCCUCGUCAAGAAACUCUGGCGCUUCUCAAGAUUAGGUCCGAUAUGGAUGCUGUUUUCCGCGAUACUACCAUUAAAGGCCCGCUGUGGGAAGAAGUUUCCAGGAAGCUAGCAGAGUUGGGAUACAACAGGAGUGGGAAGAAAUGCAAAGAGAAAUUCGAGAACGUCCACAAAUACUACAAGCGAACAAAAGAAGGCAGAGCCGGACGUCAAGAUGGCAAAAGCUACAAGUUCUUCACGCAGCUCGAAGCUCUCCAUGGCAGCAGCUCUACUAACCUCUCAGCUUCUCCCUCAAUGGCUACCGCCGGCGCUGCUACAGCUCAUGUCCCCGCCACCCUCGAUGUCUCUCCUGUCUCAGUUGGCAUCCCCGGUCCGAUGCCUAUUUCGUCUGUUCGAAAUAUCAAUCCUCCUCCCCAACCAUUCUCACUCUCGAACCUUCCGGCUUCUUCUUCGGCCGCUCUUAAUAUCCAUGUCUUCCAACCGGCCACAGUUUCUGGCUCUGCUCCUCCACCACCUGGCGCAGCCGCUGUCCCCGCUCACUUUGGUGUCAGCUUCUCUUCUAAUAGCUCCUCGUCUUCUCCAGGCUCGGAUGAUGAUGAUGAUGGUGAUGAAGAUGAUAGAUUUUUUGCCGGUGAACCAUCCGUCGGUGCUGCAGCUACCAGCCGGAAACGGAAGAGAUCAUCACAGUCGUCAAAGCGGGGAAGUGGAGACGAUGACAGGAUGAUGGAGUUCUUCGAGGGUCUAAUGAAACAAGUAAUGCAAAAGCAGGAGGCCAUGCAGCAAAGCUUCUUGGAGGCAAUAGAGAAGAGAGAGCAGGAUCGGAUGGUAAGAGAAGAAGCUUGGAAGAGGCAAGAAAUGGCAAGGUUGGCUCGAGAGCAAGAGCUUAUGGCUCAGGAACGCGCUAUAUCUGCUGCAAGGGACGCCGCCAUUAUUUCUUUUUUACAGAAAAUCACCGGCCAGACGAUCGAGCUGCCUCCCCAAGUUCCGGUUCCUUCAGCUCCACCGCCUCAAUCAGCACCGUCAACAUUAGCGACAACCCAUAUCCCCGUUCAAGCCAAACCAGCAAACCCACCAGCUUCGUUGCUGCAACAACCACAUCAUAUGCGACAAACCGAGAAGACGGUCACUGAAACUGUAGCUGAUAAGGGACAGCACUCCAUUGCUUCGCAAGCUUUAGUCACGAUCCCAGAACAACAACGGCCUGUGCCUCGUGAACAGGAGGAUCAAAUUGGCGCGAGUGGGAGCUCGGAGCCACCGUCUUCAAGGUGGCCCAAGGCGGAAGUUCUAGCGCUAAUAUCGAUUAGAGGUGGGCUUGAGUCCCGGUACCAAGAGGCAGGACCAAAAGGUCCUCUCUGGGAAGAAAUCUCGGCAGGGAUGCAGCGAAUGGGAUAUCAAAGGAGUGCAAAGAGAUGCAAAGAAAAAUGGGAAAACAUCAAUAAGUACUUCAAGAAAGUAAAAGAAAGCAACAAGAAACGUCCCGAGGAUGCAAAAACCUGUCCCUACUUUCACCAGCUCGAUGCACUCUACCGGCAAAAGACACUCGGAGGGUCUAGCACCGCCGGCGGCGGAACAAGUGGAGGCACCAGCUCCAUUAGCUUUACUAAACAGCAGCAGCCUGAAACAGUCCCAGCGCCGACUAUACAGCUCCAGGUCGACAGAACAGAUGUGGCAGCUCCUGAAUCAGAAAACAAAAACGAAGGCAGUAAUGCCGGCGCCGGUGAGCUGCAAGCAAGAAGCGAAGGUUUUACAGGGAACCUUUUUGGAGAGGAUAGGGAAGCAGGUGCGACGAAGAAGCCAGAAGACAUUGUGAAUGAGCUGAUGGAGCAGCAGCAGCGACCUUUGACGGUGGAUGAGUACGAAAAAAUGGAGGAAACAGACAGUGAUCAGAAUGUUGAAGAGGAGGAAGGAGAUGAAGAAACAGAAGAUGAGGGAAAAAUGAGUUACAAGAUAGAGUUCCAGCCACAGAACUCAGGAGCUCCAAACGGUCACGGUUUUCAUAGUCAACGGCUGAGUGGGGUUCAUCACUUCAUCUCGUAGCUCAGAUCCCAAAAUCUGUACCAAUUACCUGUGUGCAGAAUCCCGAGAACAUUCAGAGAUUGAAAGUAGCUACGUUGGUGCCGGGCGUAUCAACUUUUUGUAAAAUUUAUUUAUUUGUUGGGUGGAAUAAAUAAAUUAAUUAGGAUUGGUUUCAAAAGCCGGGCGGCCGGGAAGGAGGAGUUUGAGUUUAGGCACAGAGGAAUAAGCUCGGAUUAUGAGCAGCUGAAAAAGAACAUAGACAGAUCCAGAGAGAGCUAGGAAUUGAAGAAGAAGAAGAAGAAGAAGAAGAAGAAGAAGAAGAAGA